This is a messenger RNA of Acanthochromis polyacanthus (spiny chromis), 9080 nucleotides long. Its product is annotated as myosin heavy chain, fast skeletal muscle-like. Bases 3068 to 8992 code for a protein of 1974 amino acids. The record is from RefSeq and is a predicted model, not a curated record. The transcript is spliced from 39 exons. Gene Ontology annotation, molecular function: actin filament binding; ATP binding; cytoskeletal motor activity. Lineage: Eukaryota; Metazoa; Chordata; Actinopteri; Pomacentridae. Gene Ontology annotation, cellular component: myosin complex.
UAUCUAUCUAGCUAUCUAUCUAUCUAUUGUUAAAUUUGGUGUCUGUUUUUUUAUCCGUUAUGUUUAAUGGAUAGUGUCCCACAAGGAUCAAUUCUUGGCCUGAUUCUGUUCUCUGGCUUCUAUUUCCAACUUCAUUAUUCAUCUGUUCUGUUGUCUGACUAUUAUGCUAAUGAUACACAACUUUGUCUCUCAUUCAGAAUAAAUUAUUGUUUGUUGAAUAAAACAACAAAUACAACAAGAGAAGUGCUCAGAGACCGCAGUACUCCACCAAGACUGCUCAGUCGUUACGUCAUAUCUGACGGAUGAAAUCUUGAAUAAAAAAUGAUCUUGUGGUGAGCACAGGCAUGUGUUAUGCAUGUGUACGUUAUGCACGGAUACUGAAUCGUGUGGCCCAAAUAUGUAGCUGGCAGCGGGAACUGAUGGGGCUCAGAAACACCCCCACAAUUUAAUCAAUUGUUCCUGAUCAGUCAGCAGCAGUCGAUUUGUAGUAGGAUCGCAGUCGUGAUCGUCAGCAGGCAGCUGAUGUAGUGUUCACUUGUUGUCAUAGUUACAGUGACGCUCUGACACUAUCUCCCAAUGUUACAGAAAUCUUUAACAAAUCCAUGGAUCAAGACUAUGCAAUAAUCAAAUCACUUGAUCCUUUUGUCAUUUCUGACCUUUCUUGGAAUUUCAUCCAAAUUCAUUAAUCCAUUUUUGAGUGAUGUUGCUAACAGACAAACAGCCGGACAAACGUACGCCAAUUUUCACAUAACUCCACCAUGUUCCUUGUAGUUCCUUGAGUAAAAAGGUUUCGCAGCAGAACUUUGAUAAUAGACCUUGCAAUAUCAUAAAUACCAUUAAAAACAGAACAAACAAGAACAAUGACCUGCACUGUACAGAUCGUCUUCUAUUGUAGUCUCUAGAGGGUAAAAAAGAUGGUGCAAAGUUUUAGUUUUUGUUAUUCUGUAUUGGUAUUUUACUUGCUGAACUUUACAAAACUCAAUUUCUAUACUGACCAGUUGGCUGGAAGCAGGGGUAGCUGCUGUAUGUGAUGUGCAGUGUCCCCUACAAAAUGUUGGUACUGAGAAAUUCUACUUACUUAUUAUAAAUUUAUCAUAGGACAUGGAACGAACACUUUAAAAUAAAAAGCUAAAGUCAAGUGUACAAUUCCUUUGAAAGAAGUUGUCUGAACUGCAUGCUAAUCAAAAAGCAAAUCUCAUCAUAUUCUCUUUGAAAAGUGAUGUUCAUGUUGUACUGACAUCUGUCUUGACUUAAAGCCAGUUACCGUAUUUUCUGAACUAUAAGGCGCACUUAAAAGCCUUUAAUUUUCUCAAAAAUCGACGGUUCGCCUUUUAAUCUGGUGCGUCUUAUGUGUGCACUGAGUUCCAAAAUCUGACUGUCGGACCAUUUCCCGCCGACAUAGGGACGUAAUACGUACACUACACACGCUGGCAGUGAUAAACCUAUUAGAGAACAUUACAUAAAGCUACGUACAGUACUGACUAUUGUCCGAGCUUUUGCAAAAGCCGGCAUCAUUGCUGAACAGCCACCCGGCAACGAGACUGACUCCGACAAUGAUGAGAGGGAACCCGGCAUGUUUGAUGUCGAAAUUGCCCAGCUGUUCAAUUCAGAUACAGAAGACGAGGACUUUGAUGGAUUUGUGACAAAAGAUUGAUCAAAAAAUAAUGUGAGUGUAUUUUUAAAUACGUAGUAGAAUAAAGUUCAAUCAAACUCACUGUUUUGCUUCCAUUUCCUUGUUUUAGCAUGCGCCCAAUAAUACGGUGCGCCUUAUAUAUGGCUUAAGUACAGAAAUAAACCCCAUAAUCGAGAAUGUGCCUUACAAUCCGAUGCGCCUUAUGGUGCGGAAAAUACGGUAGUCCAAACAAGGACUCUUGGAGGUGAAUAAGCAGGUGGUCCUCGAGGGCAGGAAGAACAUGAAGGUCAUGGUGCAUCACAGAGACGUCAUUUAUGUUCGAUUUACCUCCAUAAAUAUACACAAUGACAAAUCUCACACCCUAAAUUAACACCGUCACAUUAAAUACACCAAUCAAUCAAUUCCUUGUGCAUUAAGCGUGAGAAGUCCUGUAGAACGUCAAACAUAAAAAACAGCAGCUAAAGACAGUUCUUGACAGUAUGGAAGACAUGUAAAAAUAGUCAUUGGGGAUCACCACCUGCCGCUGCUGACACGUCCCUAUUAGCACUAUGAGAUCCUGUGCCAUAUUUAAGUGUCUGGCAGAGUUUGAUAAUGCAGCUUGAUUGACAUUUAAACAUUGACAUUGCCAAGUUUGGAGCAUCCGGUUCGCUUCAGCAGCACAUUCAUGUUGAUAAAAAGGAGCCUCGACCUCCUGCUGGUGUUCAUUUUGAAGAUAUUCCCUUCUGGUGAGAGCUGGGAGCUGCAUUUUACUGUAUCUGACCUGCAGCACUGUGAUUCAACAGGACUGAGGUCUGUGACCCGGUAAGUAGGAUAGAAAAAUACACUUAACUUGACAAAAAUCUUUUGAAAAACUGACUGAACUGUAAUGUUGUCAGGGACGAGCGGGUGGACCCAAGCAGAGAGCCACACUACCAAGGCUGGCUGGAAUGAAAGUGUUUAUUGUAGAGGGGUGAAUAAUGGAACGAAGGGGGGGAAAUCCAGGGUGUAGGAGUGGGGGGUUCCAGGCAGGAGUGGGGGUCCAGGCAAGAGUGAGAGUCCAGGCAGGAGUGGGGGUCCAGGCAGGAGUGGGGGUCCAGGCAGGGGAAACCGGUGAAGACUUGUCGGGGAGAGCCGGAGGGAAAGGAGGAUGGCAGGAGAUCCCGGACAGCUGACUGUAUGGAGGCAGGAGAAAACAAAGUUAAAAAAACACAGCAGGAACUCAAAACAGAUCUUGUAGAGGCUAGAGAACAAACUGAACUGCGUGGUUCUUGUUCAAUACUCUGGCAGCGAGUGGAAGGCUGAGCCGGUACUUAUUGUUGAGGGGUGUAAUCAGGUAGAUGAUUGUCAGCUGUCCGGGAGCCGUAGAGGUGGUUGAUUGCCUGAGUGGAGUCAGCUGAGAAGCUAGACUCCACUCAGGCACUGAACUGCAGAGGGAGAGACAAGGCAGAGGAGCAGAUGGGAGACAGCAAGACAGACAGGGCAGAGGAGAAGGGAGCUGUGACAAAUGUUUUUCUUCCUCGAGGUAUCAACAUGAGUAGCGACGCUGAGAUGGCCCAGUAUGGGCCAGCGGCCAUCUUUCUCCGCAAACCUGAGAAGGAGCGAGUCGAGGCUCAGAGCAGGCCGUUCGAUGCCAGAACUGCCUGCUUUGUUCCCGAUGCCAAGGAGCUGUACAUCAAAGGUGUCAUCCAGCAGAAAGAAGGUGGCCAAGCCACUGUGAAGACUGAAGCUGAUGAGAUUGUAACAGUUAAGGAGGAAGAUUGCCAUCCGAUGAAUCCCCCAAAGUACGACAAGAUCGAGGACAUGGCCAUGAUGACGCACCUCAAUGAGCCCUCUGUGCUGUUUAACCUCAAAGAUCGUUAUGCGGCAUGGAUGAUUUAUACCUACUCUGGGCUCUUCUGCGUCACUGUAAACCCUUACAAGUGGCUGCCAGUGUACGACCCACAGGUGGUGGCAGCCUACAGGGGCAAGAAACGCAUGGAAGCCCCGCCGCACAUUUUCUCUGUUUCUGAUAAUGCAUAUCAAAAUAUGCUCACAGAUCGUGAGAACCAGUCUGUCCUGAUUACUGGAGAAUCCGGUGCAGGAAAGACCGUCAACACCAAACGCGUCAUCCAGUACUUUGCGACAAUCGCAGUGGCUGGUGGCGACAAGAAGGAGCACUCAUCUGGCAAAAUGCAGGGGACGCUGGAAGAUCAAAUCAUUUCAGCGAACCCUCUGCUGGAGGCCUUUGGGAAUGCCAAGACUGUGAGGAAUGACAACUCCUCAAGAUUUGGUAAAUUCAUCAGAAUUCACUUUGGAACCACAGGAAAACUGGCGUCUGCUGACAUUGAAACUUAUUUGCUGGAAAAGUCAAGAGUGACUUUCCAGUUGACUGAAGAGAGGAGCUACCACAUCUUCUAUCAGAUAAUGACUGGGCACAAGCCAGAGCUCAUAGAAAUGCUCCUCAUAUCAACAAACCCAUAUGACUUCCCCAUGAUCAGUCAGGGGCAGAUCACUGUGGCCAGCAUCGACGACAAAGAAGAGCUGGUGGCCACAGAUACUGCCACUGAUGUCCUGGGCUUCACUAAUGAAGAAAAAGUCUCCAUCUACAAGCUGACAGGUGCUGUGAUGCAUUAUGGGAACAUGAAGUUCAAGCAGAAGCAGCGGGAGGAGCAGGCUGAGCCUGAUGGCACUGAGGUGGCAGAUAAAGUCGCUUUCCUCAUGAGCCUGAACUCUGCUGACCUGCUGAAAGGCCUCUGUUACCCCAGAGUGAAAGUGGGAAAUGAAUAUGUCACCAAGGGCCAGACAGUCCCUCAGGUCACCAAUGCAGUUGGUGCUCUGGCCAAAUCUGUCUAUGAGAAGAUGUUCUUGUGGAUGGUUAUUCGAAUCAACGAGAUGUUGGACACAAAGCAGCCGAGGCAGUUCUUCAUCGGCGUGUUGGACAUCGCUGGUUUUGAAAUAUUUGAUUUCAACAGCAUGGAGCAACUCUGCAUCAAUUUCACCAAUGAGAAGCUGCAACAGUUUUUCAACCACCACAUGUUUGUUCUGGAGCAAGAAGAAUAUAAAAAGGAAGGAAUCGACUGGGAGUUUAUUGACUUUGGGAUGGACCUGGCUGCCUGCAUUGAGCUCAUCGAAAAGCCAAUGGGCAUCUUCUCCAUCCUUGAAGAGGAGUGUAUGUUCCCCAAGGCCUCAGACACUUCUUUCAAGAACAAACUCUACGACCAGCAUCUUGGAAAAAAUAAUGCUUUCCAAAAGCCGAAGGUUGUCAAAGGCAAGCCUGAAGCUCACUUCACUCUGGUGCACUACGCCGGCACUGUGGACUACAACAUCACCGGCUGGCUGGAGAAGAACAAAGACCCCCUGAAUGAGUCGGUGGUGCAGCUGUACCAGAAGUCAUCCAUGAAACUGUUGGCUUACUUGUAUGCUUCAUUUUCUGGUGCAGAAGCAGAAUCAAGUAGUGAUGCUGGAGGUGGCAAAGGUGGAAAGAAGGGAGGAAAGAAGAAGGGUGGCUCGUUUCAGACUGUAUCUGCUGUUUUCAGGGAAAAUCUCGGAAAACUAAUGACAAACCUGAGAAGCACACAUCCCCACUUUGUGCGAUGCCUGAUUCCAAAUGAGAUUAAAACACCAGGUAUCAUGGACAACCACCUGGUCAUCCACCAGCUGCGCUGUAACGGUGUGCUGGAGGGCAUCAGGAUCUGCAGGAAGGGAUUCCCCAGCAGGAUUAUUUAUGCUGACUUCAAACAGAGAUACAAAAUCCUGAAUGCCAGUGCCAUCCCCGAGGGACAGUUCAUCGAUGGAAAGAAAGCCUCCGAGAAGCUUCUUGGUUCCAUUGACAUUGACCACACACAGUACCGAUUCGGUGCAACAAAAGUCUUCUUCAAAGCUGGCUUACUCGGCACUCUGGAGGAGCUCCGAGAUGAAAAGCUGGUCUCUCUCGUUACCCAGACUCAAGCUCUGUGUCGCGGUUAUCUGAUGAGGAAAGAAUUCUCCAACUUAAUUGCACAAAGAGACUGUGUCUGGAUCCUGCAGUAUAACUUGCGGUCAUUCAUGAAUGUUAAACACUGGCCAUGGAUGAAGCUGUUCUUCAAAAUAAAGCCCCUUCUAAAAAGCGCAGAAACUGAAAAGGAGAUGGCGACCAUGAAAGAGGACUUCGUCAAAUGUAAGGAAGAUCUGGCAAAGUCAGAGUCCAAGAGGAAGGAGCUUGAAGAGAAAAUGGUUUCUCUAGUGCAGGAGAAGAACAACCUCCUCCUGCAAGUGCAAGCUGACUCAGAAAAUCUUUGCGAUGCUGAGGAGAGGUGUGAAGGCUUGAUCAAAAGCAAAAUCCAGCUUGAGGCCAAACUCAAAGAGGUGACCGAGAGGCUGGAGGAUGAGGAGGAAAUGAACGCCGAGCUGACUGCCAAGAAGCGGAAGCUCGAAGACGAAUGUUCUGAGCUGAAAAAAGACAUUGACGACCUGGAGAUGACCUUGGCCAAAGUUGAGAAGGAGAAACAUGCUACCGAAAACAAGGUUAAAAACCUCAUGGAGGAGCUGGCUGGUCAGGAUGAAAACAUCACCAAACUGACCAAGGAGAAAAAAGCCCUGCAGGAGUCCCAUCAGCAAACACUGGACGACCUUCAAGCAGAGGAAGACAAAGUCAACUCUCUGACCAAAGCCAAGACUAAACUGGAGCAGCAAGUGGAUGAUCUUGAGGGUUCACUGGAGCAAGAAAAGAAGAUCCGCAUGGACUUGGAGAGAGCCAAAAGGAAGCUUGAGGGGGAUUUGAAGCUCACGCAGGAAUCCCUGAUGGAUGUAGAAAAUGACAAACAGCAGUCUGAGGAGAAAAUUAAGAAAAAAGAAUUUGAAAACCAGCAGUUGGUGAGCAAAAUUGCAGAUGAGCAAGCAAUAAACAACCAGCUGCAAAAGAAGAUGAAGGAACUCCAUGCUCGCAUUGAAGAACUUGAGGAAGAAGUGGAGGCCGAGCGAGCGGUCCGAGCCAAGAUCGAGAAGCAGAGGUCUGACCUGGCCAGGGAGAUCGAUGAGAUCAGCGAGAGGCUGGAGGAGGCUGGAGGAGCCACCGCCUCUCAGAUCGAGAUGAACAAGAAGCGCGAAGCCGAGUUCAUCAAGCUGCGGCGCGACCUGGAGGAGUCGACGCUCCACCACGAGGCCACAGCCGCCGCACUGCGCAAGAAGCAGGCGGACAGCAUGGCCGAGCUGGGAGAGCAGAUCGACAACCUCCAGAGGAUCAAGCAGAAACUGGAGAAGGAAAAGAGCGAACUGAAGAUGGAGAUCGAUGAUUUGACCAGCAAUAUGGAAACAGUUGCAAAAGCAAAGGUGGGCCUGGAGAAGAUGUGUCGCUCACUGGAGGAUCAGCUACUGGAGCUGAAGACCAAAAAUGAAGAAAACAUGAGACAAAUCUCAGAUCUGUCCAAUCAGAGAGCCCGUUUCCAGACUGAGAAUGCUGAAUUUUCCCGUCAAAUGGAGGAAAGAGAAAGUCUCAUCUCCCAGCUGACGAGAGGAAAGCAGGGAUUCACCACACAGAUCGAUGAGUUAAAGCGACUGAUUGAGGAGGAAACAAAAGCUAAGAACGCCCUCGCUCACAGUUUGCAGUCAGCUCGUCAUGACUGUGAUCUCCUUCGGGAGCAGUACGAGGAGGAGCAGGAGGCCAAAGCUGAGCUGCAGCGAAGUUUGUCAAAGGCAAACACUGAGGUGGCUCUGUGGAGGAACAAAUAUGAGACUGAUGCCAUCCAACGAACCGAAGAGCUCGAGGAGGCAAAGAAAAAGCUCGCCCAGCGUCUCCAGGAGGCUGAAGAGCAAAUUGAAGCAGUGAAUUCAAAAUGUGCCUCACUGGAGAAAACGAAACAACGACUUCAGAAUGAAAUGGAGGACCUGAUGGUAGAUGUGGAAAGGUCCAACAGCUUUGCUGCUACCCUCGACAAGAAGCAGAGGAGCUUUGACAAGGUUCUAGCUGAGUGGAAGCAGAAGUACGAGGAGUCUCAGGCAGAGCUCGAAGGCACUCAGAAAGAAACUCGAUCUCUGAGCACUGAGCUGUUCAAACUGAAAAACUCCUAUGAGGAAGCCCUGGAUCAUCUGGAGACACUAAAAAGGGAAAAUAAAAACCUGCAACAGGAGAUUUCAGACCUGACAGAACAACUUGGAGAAAGCGGAAAGAUGAUUCAUGAGCUGGAGAAAUUCAAGAAGCACGUGGAGACGGAGAAAUAUGACAUGCAGACUGCACUGGAGGAAGCAGAGGCCUCGCUGGAGCAGGAGGAGUCUAAGAUCCUACGGGUACAAAUGGACCUGAACCAGAUGAAGGCUGAAAUUGACCGAAAACUGGCAGAGAAAGACGAGGAGAUCGACCAGAUGAAAAAGAACAACCAGAGGGUGAUAGAGUCGAUGCAGACCACUCUGGACGCCGAGGUCCGGAGCAGGAACGACGCCCUGCGACUGAAGAAGAAGAUGGAAGGAGAUCUGAAUGAGAUGGAGAUCCAGCUGAGCCACGCCAACAGGCAGUCAGCCGAGGCUCAGAAACAACUGAGGAACGUUCAGGGGCAGCUCAAGGAUGCCCAAAUCCACCUGGAUGACUCAAUCAGAGGUCAGGAUGAUAUGAAAGAGCAGGUAGCCAUGAUGGAGCGCAGAACCAGCCUGAUGCAGGCUGAGAUUGAAGAACUCCGAGCUGCUGUGGAACAAACAGAGAGGAGCCGCAAAAUGGCCGAACAGGAGCUGGUUGAUGCCAGUGAGCGCGCUGGACUUCUUCAUUCUCAGAACACCAGUCUUAUAAACACCAAGAAGAAACUUGAGGCGGAUCUGACACAGCUCCAUGGGGAAAUAGAAGAAGCUGUUCAGGAGGCCAGGAAUGCAGAGGAUAAGGCCAAGAAAGCAAUUACUGAUGCUGCCAUGAUGGCUGAGGAGCUGAGGAAGGAGCAGGACACCAGCGCUCACCUGGAGAGGAUGAAGAAGAACCUGGAGGUCACAGUGAAAGACCUGCAGCAUCGCCUGGAUGAGGCUGAAAACUUGGCUAUGAAGGGUGGAAAGAAACAGCUUCAGAAACUGGAGUCCAGGGUCCGUGAGCUGGAAAACGAACUUGAAGCAGAACAAAAACGUUCUACUGAGGCCAUCAAAGGAGUUCGUAAAUACGAGAGAAAGGUCAAAGAGCUGACCUAUCAGUCUGAGGAAGACAAGAAAAACAACAUUCGACUGCAGGAUUUGGUGGACAAGCUCCAGAUCAAAAUGAAAGCCUACAAGCGACACGCUGAAGAAGCUGAGGAGCAGUCCAACAUGCACAUGGCCAGAUUCAGGAAAGCCCAGCACGAGUUGGAGGAGGCCGAGGAGAGAGCUGACGUGGCCGAGUCCCUGGCCAACAAGAUGCGAGCCAAGAGCCGUGAAAUCGGCACAAAGCCAUCAUCUUCUGAUACUCCAGCCGGAUGAGGUAGCCGCGACACAGAGCCUGAGUGGACAUCACAACCUGGGCCAGCCGCUCAUCCCUCAUCUCCUCCAAGGCACCGAGCAGGCCGGC